CCGUGUCUAAAUUCGUUAUCGUAAAUCGGAUCAGCACCAUGAAGAUGUUAUCGUAGCCGAUCCAGCGUUUCAACAGGAAGAUAUCGAUGGAUUGACCGCUCUUGGCUUUGUCGUGACGUCUGUUAUCGGAAACGGUCAUUACGACUUGACCCCAAGGGUACUCCUCUAUAUGCCCCAUUGUGAUCUGAGCCUGCACGAGGACAUUUUCAAGCACAAUUGGGAAUCAAGUCGUCUGCACGGUCUUUUCAUGAUCGCGAAUGAUCUGACCAUAUACAGCGAAAGUAUGCCCACGCACAAACUCCGUGCGAAAGCUCCAUUUACUGCUCAGCUCCUCCCGCACCUGUGCAUCCAGCGUCUACCCAAAUGUGCUUCCUUUCCUGAAGCAUUCAAUGACCUUGCAAUCCAAUGGAUCCCGAACAACGGGUCUCUCCCAUUUCCAUUCUCAGUUUCACCCCUUUCCCCAACCGAAUCGAGGGACGAGGAGGAUGCCUUGGUCAGUGCAAUAACCGGUAAUUUGGCCAUGAUAUCGAUAUCGAUCCCCGAGUGUCCUAAUGGCCAGAUAGAAAGUGAAAAAUCGCAAGGGUAGGUGACCGUAGCCGUAGCUGGGAAGAAACAAAAUCAGAAGAGGAUGAGUUUGGACAAGAAGCCGGGAUACGUGUUGUUUUUUU
Molecule: messenger RNA, 668 nt
Organism: Cantharellus anzutake
Lineage: Eukaryota; Fungi; Basidiomycota; Agaricomycetes; Cantharellales; Hydnaceae
Exons: 4
Biological process (GO): microtubule-based process
Cellular component (GO): cytoplasm; nucleus
Source: RefSeq, a predicted model, not a curated record